GCAAAUUUAGGGUACCCAUUUUGGGAGUUUAGACAAAAGCCCAUCAACGACGCUCAUGUUCACCACUAGACUGGCGCCCGCGCUGCGCCGUGUUGCCUCCUCGGCUGCUCGCCGGCCAUCGCCUCCGCUUCUCGCAGCUAGGUUAGGCACUAGUGGACGUAUUCCACCACUCGGUCGCCACUUCUCGCAAGUGACGUUCACGUUCGUGGACGGAGAGGGUGAGCACACGACGGUGACCGCCGAGGAAGGCGAGAAGUUGCUGGACGUGGCCCAGGAAAACGAUUUGGAGCUGGAAGGCGCGUGCGGCGGAGAACUCGCCUGCUCUACCUGCCAUUUGGUGUUCGAAAAGCGCAUCUUCGACAAUCUACCGGAGGUAAGCGAGGAGGAGGAGGACAUGCUGGACCUGGCCUGGGGGCUUACAGACACAUCGCGGUUGGGCUGCCAGAUCCACGUGACGAAGGACAUGGAAGGCAUGACGGUGCGGAUCCCAGACGAGGCUGACAACCUCAUGUAAGGGUAGAAUGGUAGGCCAAUGUAGAACAAAAACGGUAGAGCGGUACUACCCUAUAGAGAAUGGAUGAUGAACGUCCAGCCAGCGGACACGCUUUCCAUUGUUUGGGGUAAUUUCUAGACUUUUAGAGCGCUUCGGUAACGUCGCCUAAUUGUUUUUCAAGAUCCUGAACAAGCCGCCCGAGUCGGUCUUGCAUUUGGAUCAUGCCGCUGAUUUUGGCUUGGAUCUUCUCGAGUUCACUCUCCGCUGUCUGGUUGCGGAAGGAACCGGAGAAGUCCGUGUUGAGCUGGGAGAUGCGGUUAAGUGUAGUCUCUGGAGUGGGGGUCACGAGCUGUUGGGCGGUCUUAUCGUCUAUGGCUGCAGAUGCUGCCAUCUUCUCGAGUGCAGUGAGCGAACUCUCUGUUGACUUGGAACUGAGUUUCUUGGGUGUAGUCUUGGUGCGUUUGUCCACGAUACGAGCAAUACGCUGCUUCAUGGCUGGAUAGUGCGUGAGGGCGAUGAGAAAUUUCUCUCGUGUGAGCAUACGCAGCUCGCAGAAGCAGAGUGUACGCACAGUUGCAGUACGCAGACAAUUCUGGUUCAGAAUAGCCAUCUCACCGAAGUACUGCUUCUGACCGAGCAGUCCGAGCUGAACUCCCGACUUGACGAUCUCCACCACACCUCGGAAGAUAAAGAACAUUUCUUCGCCUAUUUCUCCUUCAAGAAUGACCUCCUCCAAGGGUGGAAAGCACACCAUACGCAUACUCAGAGCGAGUUCCAUCAAGAAAUUGUGGUCGGCUCCAGCAAAGAACGGCAUCUUGUUGAGAACGCUGUCGUUGAUAGCAAAGGCGAUCUUGGAACGUAGUAAAGCGGACAAUUCUGCCAAGAUUUUACCUUCGUUUGCCAGCUUGGACUCGGCCGAUAUUCGCGCGUUGAAGAAGAACUCGCGGAUCUCGUAUCGUAGUUGCAUUGGCAGCUCGCGGGCCUCCAUGUAGUCGUUCAGCUCGUCCAUACGCAGCUGGAAUCGACUGUCCGCUCCGUUCAGAUUCGUCACCAUAGCGACGACAUUUGUGAUGCCAUAAGCAAAAAUCCAAGCGCCGAGGAUCAUCGCGACGAUGGCGAAUAUUCGCUCGUGUGUAGUGGUAGGAUGCACGUCGCCAUACCCCACUGUCGUCCUGUAAAUAACGGGUAAGGAUCAAGAUGCAGAGUUACUAGUGUGAGAGCAGCUUUACGUACAUGGUCAUGAUCGCCCAGUAGAAGGACGUGACGUAUUUUUCGUACAGACUCUUGUCUUGAAGCCCCAUCGAGGCCACCCAGCCGUCAUCUUCGUCGUAACUUAUGAGGAAGAAGAAGCAACUAGGAAGAAAGAAUACAAGCAUCAGUAU
Molecule: messenger RNA, 1875 nt
Organism: Phytophthora nicotianae INRA-310
Lineage: Eukaryota; Oomycota; Peronosporomycetes; Peronosporales; Peronosporaceae
Exons: 2
Coding region: 56-514 (152 amino acids)
Biological process (GO): P450-containing electron transport chain
Cellular component (GO): mitochondrion
Molecular function (GO): 2 iron, 2 sulfur cluster binding
Source: RefSeq, a predicted model, not a curated record